Molecule: messenger RNA, 660 nt
Organism: Penicillium cataractarum
Lineage: Eukaryota; Fungi; Ascomycota; Eurotiomycetes; Eurotiales; Aspergillaceae
Exons: 3
Coding region: 1-660 (219 amino acids)
Source: RefSeq, a predicted model, not a curated record
AUGCUUUUCAAGUCUCUUGCUCUCGUGGCUGGUGCCACUCUUGCGGUCGCUGACAGCACCGUCACGCUUUUCCUGCCUGGCUUUGAUGCGCAGUCAAUUGACGCGAAAAUCCUUGGUUCGAGCAACUCAAUGACCACCUACCUGCUCAACUGCCCGCCCAAGGAGGAUCCCAACAGCUGCGGUCUCCCAGAUGUUGGAUACACAGUCACCGCAGGUGCCUCCAGUGUGAUUUACGGCAUGAGCUAUGGCGACGAGACAAUCUCCCAAACUUGCAAGCUGGACGGAACCACCUCCGCCACCUGUUGGGCAACUGUUGUCUCCGGCACCAUGACCGAGACCGAGUCCGAUUCGAUUGGAAUCGCAACCAUCCCCUACGGUGGAUUCCAAGCCGUCCACGUCACGGCGACUCAGACUGGCGGUGCAGCUGCUUCAACUGGUGCUUCCGCUUCCGCUUCCACGGCUACCUCGACUUCGACUGGCUCUGGUUCUACUACCACCGGAACGAGCACUGGAUCUGCCUCGCAGAGUGGAAAGACUUCGACAUCUGCGGCUAGCACGAGCGCUUCGCACUCUUCUAACGCCGCUAUACCCAUGAUGACUGCGCAUGGUCUCUGGGUUGCGGGUGGUGCUGCCGCUGCUUUGGCUCUGGUCGCCGUUUAA